Messenger RNA from Bradysia coprophila, 1822 nucleotides. RefSeq lists its product as uncharacterized. The record is from RefSeq and is a predicted model, not a curated record. Gene Ontology annotation, molecular function: protein binding. Lineage: Eukaryota; Metazoa; Arthropoda; Insecta; Diptera; Sciaridae. Gene Ontology annotation, cellular component: extracellular matrix.
ACUGAUAGCAUAAUUGUUUUCGUAAAUUAUCAACGCAGUACAGUUUCAGUUGUCGCACCACUCAAACAUGGAUCACAUCAUUCAUUCAUUAAAAACAAUUUCCAUUGUCCUGGUCUUCCUCCUCGGCAUGGGAGGCAGUGUUUUAUCGGAAAAGUAUGAAAAAACAUCGAAAUGCAUUUACACAACGGUUGAGGGUGUAGAAACGUUCGAAUUCGUUUGUGAUCCGAACAAAGCAUUCAGAGAUUAUUUCAAAGAUUUCUCUGCGAUAGCGUGCGAAAGUGAAUACGGUUACUUGUUCUACAAGGAGCGCCGACAUCAAAUUCAAUUCAGAAACUGUUAUCGGAAAGAACUUCCUAUAAUUUUUACGUGGUACAAAGCGUGUCGUUUGUUAAAUGUCUCCUCGUUGGGUCUGGAAUCAUUGCGCAGUAAAGAUUUCGAACAAGCAACGAAUCUAUUAACAUUGAUCGCAUCACAUAAUCAACUCAUCGAUAUACCAUCGUCGUUGUUUUACGGAGCGAAAAAAUUAAGCGUUGUGGACAUGUCGUACAAUAGCAUCAGCCAGAUCGAUCCGUUGGCAUUCAACUCUAACAGUAAAAUGACUUUGUUGAACCUUUCCCACAAUUUGAUUGUGGAAAUUGACAAUCGAACUUUUACACCUUUAACUGGAUUAGAAGUCUUGGAUUUGAGUUGGAAUCGGGUGGCAAACAUUUCAACGGGACUGUUUGACGAACUCGUACAGUUGGGGGAACUGAAACUGGGCAACAAUCGGCUGAAACAACUGGAAUGUUCAGUUUUCACUUAUUUGACGAAUUUGAAAAUGUUGGACCUGAACCAAAAUCAAUUAACGGUUUUCGAUGCAAACUGCGUCCAAAGUGCGACGUCUUUUGUUUUACUGAUCGAGGAAAACGAAUUGGGUUCUUUGUCAUUGACUGGAAAUGUGAGCGAAAUAAAUGUAUCAGCGAACAAGAUCUCCAAGAUCAAUAUUGACGGCGACCUGGACAACAUGACCGUUUUUAACACAUCGAAAAAUAAUAUCGAAAAUAUUGUGGAUGUGAUAAAACUACUGAAUUCGUCGCUAAGAAUUCUGGACGUUUCGGACAGUAAAAUUGGUAAAUUGAACAUAACUACGUUCGAAAAGUUCGAUAACCUGGAACGCUUAUCACUACGAAACACCAAACUAUCGAACAUACAAUACGGUACCUUCCAUCACCAGCAGAAGCUACGCUUACUGGAUUUGUCAGGCAAUGAUCUGAAGAAAAUCAACUUCGAAAUGCUUCACUGGAAUUCGGCAAAUUUGGAAGAGUUCCAUUUGGAUGGUAACAAUUUGGAUGACUUAAGCAAUUUAACAUCAGCCAUGUACCCGUCCUUGCAGUAUGUGAGCAUCGACGGCAAUAAGUUUGACUGCGAUGACUUAUCAGGAAUCCAACGGCAUUGGAAACGAGAUGGAAUCUCUGUCGUUGUUAAUCCAUACAUAAUAUCAGAAGUUCGGACAACCGAUACGCACGUCAAUGGCAUCACCUGCUACCACAAUUUAGAGGCCUCGAAAUUUCUGAUCGUUGAUGACGACAAUGUGGAAAGUGCAGAAAUUGUUUUGCCUGCAACCAGCACUAACAAUUUUGAAGCAAUUUCCAUGGGGAAAGUAGAAUCUCUUUUAAUUUGCAUUUUCCUUGUGCUCGUGUGUUUACUGGCAAUCAGUGUUAUUAAGAAUGUUGUUCCGAUAUUCCAGAGAAAUAUUGAAGUGCGAGACGAAAGAUCAACAUUAGAGGAGAUGUCGCUAAUUUAAAUAAUUAAUAAAAAUGUUGAUGUUUGAGCCAUGAGAAAA